Messenger RNA from Papaver somniferum (opium poppy), 1068 nucleotides. RefSeq lists its product as uncharacterized. Lineage: Eukaryota; Viridiplantae; Streptophyta; Magnoliopsida; Ranunculales; Papaveraceae. Bases 1 to 1068 code for a protein of 355 amino acids. The record is from RefSeq and is a predicted model, not a curated record. The transcript has 2 exons.
AUGAAAGACGAGUACAAUGCUAUGUUGAAAAAUAAUACUUGGGAACUUGUACCACGACCACGUGAUGCUCAUGUUAUUCAUUCCAUGUGGUUGUUUCGUCAUAAAUAUAAUGCUGAUGGAUCCUUACAGCGGUACAAGGCUCGUCUUGUUGCCAAUGGCAAAUCUCAACAAGUUGGAGUUGACUGUUUUGAAACGUUUAGUCCGGUUGUUAAACCUGCUACUAUUCAUUACGUAGAUCACUCUAUGGCCUCAAGCAGGCUCCAGAUAUUUGCCAAGUUUAUAACAGGUUGUGGUUUCCGCAGUAGUGUAUGUGAUCCCUCACUUUUUGUUUAUCAAUCAGGAUCCGAAAUGGCAUACUUACUUUUAUAUGUUGAUGACAUUAUUUUGACUGCCUCUACUGAUGCUCUCAUAUGCCGGUUCAUUGAUUUGAUGAAGAGAGAGUUCGCUAUGUCUGACCUUGGUCCACUACAUCAUUUUCUGGGCAUCACUGUUACUCGUUCAUCCACAGGAUUAUUUUUGUCUCAGUCAUUAUAUGCACAUGACAUCAUUGCGCGUGCCUCCAUGACAAAAUGUAAUCCAGUGGCUACUCCGGUAGACACCAAUUCCAAGCUCAGUGCUACCUAUGGCCUAGAUUUUUCGGAUCCCACUCUAUACAGAAGCCUAGAAGGUGCUCUUCAGUACCUCACCUUUACUUGGACAGAUAUUGCAUACGAAGUUCAGCAGGUAUGUCUAUUCAUGCAUGACCCUCGUGAGCCUCACAUGCAUGCCCUCAAGCGAAUCCUUCGCUAUCUUCAGGGCACCAUCAACCACGGACUAUUUCUCUCGGUUUCCACUAUUUCUGGCUUAACAUCAUACUCUGAUGCUGACUGGGCGGGUUGUCCUGACUCUCGACGAUCGACAUCUGGUUUUUAUAUCUUUCUUGGUAACAAUCUCAUCUUCUGGUCCUCCAAGCGACAAGCAACAGUCUCUCGAUCCAGUACUGAAGCUGAAUACCAGGGAGUAGCAAAUGUGGUUGCUGAGACAACAUGGCUUCGCAACCUUCUUCUAGAGCUCCAUCUACCUCUAUGA